AUGUUUAACCAGCAGCCUCCUUCUCCUCCACCAUCGAAUGACGGUGACGUUAAGCUUAGUCCGCAGGCAAUAUCACAGACUGGCUUCCAACAACAUCCACAGAAAUUACAACAACCAUACCCUCAGACAUAUCCUCACAGCCAACCACAACAACUCCGCCCGCAGCAUCAGCUUGGGUAUAUUCCUGCAGGGGAGCCAUACUCUUAUAGCUAUUUGGAAGCUAGUACUCCAGCUAUGAGUGGCCCAAUGCAGAAUGGGUAUGAAUCCCACUCUAUGUAUCACAGUAUGACUAGUAGUGAACAUGACACUUCGCUCCCAGCUCUGACAUACCACCGUGCUGGAGAAAUGCCAGUACUGGCCACUGUCAGGGCUGGCGAAACAGUAGAAGAUCUCAAAGAGGAGCUGGCUAUCGCCAAGUCCAAUACUGACGAUAGAGUCCGUAUAAUAAGACCGGCAAAGCUCAGACGGCGACCAAAGCCAGCGAAGGCUGACAAGGGAGAUGGGCCAACCAUUGACGCUCCGCUCAGUGAGCUGACAAAAAAUAUGCUACAUAUCCCCAUUCGUGAUAUGGCCGUCUGGGUUAACCGUCCAAAGGAGACUCGUUUGGAGGAAGUAAAGUCGAAGAACGGCAAGAUCGCCCGCCCCAUGAACUCCUUCAUGCUAUACCGAUCAGCCUAUGCGGAGCGGACAAAGGAAUGGUGUGCGCAGAACAACCAUCAAGUUGUUUCACGAGCCUCUGGACAGAGCUGGCCACUUGAGCCCCGGGAGAUUCGAGACUUGUAUGAAAGUUAUGCAACCAUAGAGCGAGACAACCACCAUAAGGCACACCCAGACUACAAAUUCGCUCCAAACAAAAACCAGGGCAUGUCGAAGAACCAGAUUGGGAGUAAGAAUCCGGGCUCCGCAUCCAAAAAGAAGCGUUCCCACGAGGACGAGCUUAGCGACUUCGAAGACCAGCCAUGUGAUAUCACAUCAUACCCCCGUCCAUCAAACAGGCGACGAACUUUGGGCCCCAAUGGUGAAGCUAGUAAUAGCAGAAACUCCACUCCAUGCGACAACGACAGUACUUAUGACAGCCGCAACUGCACUCCUAUCCCGCAUUCACAGAUUGACAUUUACGGAACCGGGGAUGUUAACCGCUCGUCUUGGGAGAUGAUCAACCCCGGAAGACCUCAUCCUGGUAUUAUAUCACAGCCGGAACAGACCCAUUACUACCAGCCGUCUAUCCACCAGAGCCUUCUUGGGUCCAACAUCGAAGACGUGACAUACAAAAAGAUCGGUAUGCCCGGCGGAGUGGCCUAUGAUGCUACUGCUCCAAUGGUUAAUAUGCCAGGUGGCACCCAUCCAGACCUUCUUCAGCCACAACCACUAAACCACAACAGAAUGUCCGUCUCCAUGGGCGAAGUCCAGGUUGAUCCCCAGAUACUGGACUUUGAGCCAACAAACACACCACUCCCAACAGAUACGGGUAACAGCUUUGUGAACCAAAACGAUUUUUGGCAAUUCAACACCACUAGCAACCAGCACUAUGUCCCAGGGUACAUGUCGACCCCUGAAACUGACCAGUAUCAUCAUGCAACACUUCCGCCGUCGUCAAUGGCCACUGGUUUAGUGGCCGACCGUGUUAUGUGGCCCAAUACCCAUACCAUGCCAGGCGAAGAACUUAACGAAUGGUUUGGCGGAUCAACUGUAAACUAA
Molecule: messenger RNA, 1698 nt
Organism: Trichophyton rubrum CBS 118892
Lineage: Eukaryota; Fungi; Ascomycota; Eurotiomycetes; Onygenales; Arthrodermataceae
Exons: 3
Coding region: 1-1698 (565 amino acids)
Biological process (GO): regulation of transcription by RNA polymerase II
Cellular component (GO): nucleus
Molecular function (GO): RNA polymerase II cis-regulatory region sequence-specific DNA binding; DNA-binding transcription factor activity, RNA polymerase II-specific
Source: RefSeq, a predicted model, not a curated record